AUGGAAGGCAUACUGAGAAAAGAGUGCGACAAUUUCAACACAUUUUCACAACAGCACAACAGCAAUUUCACUUAUAAUAACAACACCAACAACAACAUAAACAACGACAAUGACGUCAACAACGACCAAAGCAUUAGCCUAGACUACACGGAUAGCAACGGUGACGUCAUCAACAUCGACAGCUAUAGAAACACCUUCAUCUUCAUCCUCGUCAUCAUAUCGCAUGGGGCCAAAAAUCAUAUAUACGGCACGGACGGUUACGGCGAUAAAAAUUUAAUCUCAAUAGAAACAAUUCAAGGAAUUUUUUCUUCAACAAGUUGUCCGGCAUUGGCUUAUAAACCCAAACCCUCUUACCCAAGCCACGAGGCAACCAAUAACGUUAAUUGGAGAGCCCCAAAGUUAAACCCGGAAGUGAAAGUCAAGCGCUUACUGUCCAACAAACCGAUAGAAACUGACCAGGGCAAGGUCAUCCAGCAGCCAGAAGUUCGAAGCACCCUCAACAAAGAACUCUGGUUCCUCUGCUAA
This is a messenger RNA of Helobdella robusta, 525 nucleotides long. RefSeq lists its product as hypothetical. The record is from RefSeq and is a predicted model, not a curated record. Gene Ontology annotation, molecular function: cysteine-type endopeptidase activity. The coding region runs from base 1 to 525 and encodes 174 amino acids. Gene Ontology annotation, biological process: proteolysis. The transcript is spliced from 3 exons. Lineage: Eukaryota; Metazoa; Annelida; Clitellata; Rhynchobdellida; Glossiphoniidae.